AUGUCGGACCAGUGCACAAUCUGUAUCUGCGAAUAUACAGAGCCGGCCUCUAUUCCAUGCGGACAUGUCUAUUGUUUGCAAUGCCUAACCGACUAUAUCUCGUCGAGCAGCCCCGAUGGACUCACAGCUGCAUGUCCAACCUGUAGAACCGAGUUUUCUAUUGGUAUGACGUUCACGCAUCUCCACGCUCUCUCUAAGCAGUUCCAUCGCUAUAUUAUCCCAAGCAUCCGGCGCGUCUUUAUCGAACCAAACCCUUCAGAGUCCUACGAAGAGCUCAAACAGAAAUUCGAAGCAUCCGAGGCACGCAAUGCCACCCUCAAGCAAGAGAACCGCGAGCUUCAGAAAUCCUGCGGAAAGUAUAUGGCCGACGCCGUUAAGCAUGCGAGAGGAGAGAGAGCUGCGAAGGAUGAGGCAGCAAGGCUCGACCAACAGUUUGAGAUGGAAAAGAAGAAGACGAAGAACGAAAUAGCACGCUUGCUUCAGGCGUUAGAUGAUGCACGCUCAGAAGCGAUCAUAGCGAGGUACGUGGGCUGACAAUCUUUACCAUCGAUCUGAACCUUUUGAACUAGGCCGCAUUCACCUCCUGUUCCUAGCAACAAUACUGCUAGUACCAAGCGCGCUCGGUUCGAUAGCAGCAGCUCUGAUGUAGACGAGGAGUCGUCUCAGGAUCAUCUGACCCACUCUCUCCCAUGUCGUGUCAU
Messenger RNA from Desarmillaria tabescens, 701 nucleotides. RefSeq lists its product as uncharacterized. The record is from RefSeq and is a predicted model, not a curated record. The transcript has 3 exons. Lineage: Eukaryota; Fungi; Basidiomycota; Agaricomycetes; Agaricales; Physalacriaceae. Bases 1 to 534 code for a protein of 177 amino acids.